AUGUUAAUCUGCGAGCUGAUCAUGAAUGGAGUUGGGCCGCUGUCGACCCGGCAGAUUCUGUUGGAUGCUGGUGAUACUCCACCGCCAGUGCAGUGCAUGCGAACUCUAUAUAGUAAGGCCGGCAACUGUGCAACAGUGCCCACCAACCUGAGUUUCUUGGCCAGCGGCUACUCGCACGUCGACUACCGUGUUGUGUACACCUAUGCGGAUGGCACCCGCUCCCCUCCCGGCACCUGGGCCAUGUCGCUCCUAGAGUGCCCGUAUUGUGCACCCUGGGUGUACGUGGAGUUCUCUUCACCCAUCGCGACACUGUUGGCUGGUGGGCCGCCUGGCAAGCCCCGCACUGGCAUUAUGCUUCAGCGGUCUGGCGCCGUCACAUGUGAUGGCUCUCCUCCGGCUAACCGGGAUACAAACAACGCCUACAUUGACAUCGUCCGUCUUGACAGCAUGGAGGAUUACUGGGAUGAACCAAUGCUUCAGGGCUGCCAGAAGGUCUCCAACAGUAGCGUCAAGUGUUUAGAUUUAGUGUGGGUGGACCACCCACCCGCGCCACCUGUGUCUGCGUGGCGCUGGUCAGGCGGCAGCACUGCUCCCACGCCAAUUUACUCAUCCCUUGGCAACUCUACACCGGCCCUGGCCUUGAAUGGUGUAGGCGGAUUUAAUGUGAGGUACUCCUUAUUGUACGAAUUCAGUUCCGGGUACCGCAGCAUGCCGUCACCGAACAUGCUGUGGGCUGCACAUGCCAGCAAGUCACGGCCCUCCGUCUUCGUGGAAUUCUCUGUGCCGUUGUCGCUGGGCCAGGGUGACAGUGUGGUGCUGCAGCGCUAUGAAGAGGAAUGGGGACUGGUUGAUGUGGACCGUAUAGGGAGCGCACAAGCCAAUGGCACGUCCUGGCUGUCGUUCACGGACUCGUUACCACCAUUCUUUGGACCUUAG
Volvox carteri f. nagariensis is the source of this 936-nucleotide messenger RNA. RefSeq lists its product as uncharacterized. NCBI's taxonomy places the organism in Eukaryota, Viridiplantae, Chlorophyta, Chlorophyceae, Chlamydomonadales, Volvocaceae. The record is from RefSeq and is a predicted model, not a curated record. Bases 1 to 936 code for a protein of 311 amino acids. The transcript is spliced from 2 exons.